AUGGCAAAUUCUAUCAAGCUGCGGCCCCUACUACCGCUUACCUCGAAUGGACCUCCGGCGCCAAUUCCAAUCAGUACUGCCCCAAAAAGAAAGAGGCCACAAGUGUCAGCCGCUUGUAAUGGUUGUCGAAAACGAAAAGUCAAGUGUGAUGGCGCCCGGCCCUGUUGCUACGCCUGUUCCAUAUCAAAGAUACCAUGCGUCUACCCGGUUCCCGAGGGUCUCUCGCAGAGGGAGGCCCAGAAGCUGAAGCUGAACCACAUGUCAAAGGCUCACGAGAGUAGCCGCAGAGUGUUGGAGCUGCUCCGCGCUAGCCGGGAUGGUGCUUCCACUGAGAUAUUGCAACAGCUGCAACACUCGGAGCAUCUCGACGAGACUAUUCAGUCCAUAGCAGACGCCAGUCUCCUGUUGCCAAAGUUAGGUGACCAAGGAGGCCUCACAUUACGCACAUCCGAACCUCAAUCAUCUCCGAGUAUUACCUCACAACCAAAGAACUCGGUUCCCCAGUCGGAGAUUCAAAAGCCCCCAGAAAGCCCCAACACAUCCCUGAGAUCUCUGCUAGCCGAGACUGCCGAUUCUGGUGUCGUCCUCCCUGUGUCCCGCUGGACCCUGGUCUCUCAAGAUGAUCAGUUUUUGACCCAGCUGCUUGAUAUCUUCUGGACCUGGGAUGCUAUCUGUCACGCCUCAUCGACCGGCGGCUGUUUAUCUCCGAGCUAA
Molecule: messenger RNA, 714 nt
Organism: Colletotrichum truncatum
Lineage: Eukaryota; Fungi; Ascomycota; Sordariomycetes; Glomerellales; Glomerellaceae
Source: RefSeq, a predicted model, not a curated record